AUGGAUGAAAUAAUAAAUGCUGUUGCUUCAGCAUCAAACUUGUGUGCAGAUGAUACUGAAAGUGAAGAAGUAUGGCAGAUGCGAUGUAUGAAUUGCGUUCGAUGUCAUCACAAAGAAAAUUGCGGCAAGUGCAGAGCGUGCAUAGCGAAUCCGCCGCGCACGUGCGAAUCUCGGCGGUGUUUUGCCGCGAAGAAAUUGUAUGAGGAGAAAUUGAAAGCCGAGCGGAAGGCGAUGCAACGCGCUCGAAUGCAAAUGCUGAAAGAGCAAGAAGCGGCGAAAAAGGUGGAAGAAGCUGACGAGCCUGAGGUAAAGAAGCGAGGAAGGAAAAAGGGGCAGCCGAAUAUGAAGGCGAGAAGGAAAACUGUUGAGAAGGAGGAGGUUACGGUUACAACAAGACCUACACGGCAAGCUCUCGCCGAAAUGAGAAGGAAAACAAUGGUUGUUGAGACAUUUGAGCCACGACAAUGUUUGAAUCCGGAUUGUAUCAACGAAGCUAUGGAAGAUAGCAAGUAUUGUAGUCAAGAAUGCGGUGAAACACUGGCUAGGAUGAGACUGACCGAAGUUCUCCCAGCAAGAGUCAAAGAAUAUUUUGACGGUCCGCACACGCAUGCUGCAGAAUUACAAAGGAGACUUGAGAUAUUACAAAAGGAAUUUGAGGAUAUCUCUGUAGCGGAAGGCAAAAUGCUUGCAUUUUUAGACAAAUUGCACGAUUAUGUUUCGAAAGUGGCAAAUGUCGCUCCAAAUGGGAAAGAAGAGAAGGACGAUGAUAACUUGUGUGAAGCUUGUGUUGUGUGCGGACAAUCCGAUAUUCCCCUCCGGAAGUAUGCGAAACACGUUGAGGCUUGUUGGUCGAAGAGCGAGAAAAUGAUCUCUUUCACUUCAGCUGAGAUGUCUGUGGCAACGAAGUUUGUUCCCUACUGCGAGCAAUAUGAUGCGAAACAGAAUGGUUAUUGUAAACGGCUCAAAUCAUUGUGUCCUGAGCAUCGGAAGCCGGGAUUAGAGCAAUAUAUGAAAAUUUGUGGCUAUCCGUCAAAAUGGGAAGAGCCUCAUCGAACGAGCAUCACUAUUGCUGAGCUAUUCGAACAGAAUGACCCGUUUGGAGAAACUGGAUGUCUUGUGCCGAAAAAUAGUUGUUCGAGACAUAUAAAAUGGGUUCCAGCUCUUCGUGGUGCUAUUGAGCUCGAGCAAGUUACUAUUUUAAAUAAAGCGCUGGAGAGAAUGUCGGGUCGAGCAAUCCUGGUUUUUGACGUUGAUGGAACACUCACUGCUUCGCGUCAGAAAAUUACCCACAGAAUGCUGGAAUUUAUGACAGAAGCUAGGAAGAAGCUCCCACUUGCAAUUGUUGGUGGCUCCGAUUUUCACAAGAUCACUGAGCAAUUGGCCGAUAGCUCCGAAGAUUUGCUCAGUCGAUAUGAUUACGUUUUCUCCGAAAAUGGAUUGUUUGGCUAUAAGGGCACUGAACAACUUCCGAAGCAGUCAAUUGUUCAAACUGUCGGCGAUGCGAAACUUCAAGAGCUCAUCAAUUUCGCAUUGCGAUACAUGUCGGAUAUUGUUUUGCCGGUGAAAAGAGGCAAUUUUGUGGAGUUUCGAAAUGGCAUGAUAAAUUUGUCUCCAAUUGGAAGAAGCUGCUCAUUGGAGGAACGUCUUCAGUUUGUUGAAGUUGACAAAGCGCAAGGAAUCCGAUCGAAAUUUGUGAAAGCUCUAGAGGAGAAAUUCGGAAAAGAUGGACUCCAAUUUGCGAUCGGCGGUCAGAUCAGCGUGGAUGUAUUCCCGAAGGGAUGGGACAAGACAUUCUGCCUGCGCUACCUCGAAAACGACUAUGAUACUAUUCACUUUUUCGGCGAUAAGACCGCACCGGGUGGAAACGAUCAUGAGAUUUUUGCCGAUCCGCGCACUAUCGGCCAUACCGUAACCGGACCGGAAGAUACCAUUAAACAAGUCACGGAGGUGUUCGAAGGGAUGAAUUUAUAG
Messenger RNA from Caenorhabditis bovis, 1971 nucleotides. Lineage: Eukaryota; Metazoa; Nematoda; Chromadorea; Rhabditida; Rhabditidae. The record is from the annotation of a GenBank genome assembly.